Molecule: messenger RNA, 1056 nt
Organism: Diabrotica balteata
Lineage: Eukaryota; Metazoa; Arthropoda; Insecta; Coleoptera; Chrysomelidae
Source: the annotation of a GenBank genome assembly
CACAGUGUUUACUUUCUUUGAAUAUCAUUAUUUUGAACUUUUGGUGGUUUAUUAUCUGUGGUUUGCAUUGUUUACACUUUCCUUUUGCCAUUUUAUUAAAUUUUGUUUUGAAACUUUUGCUGGUUUCUAUCAGUCAAGCUAAGGUAGAGCUUAAAGUAUUACCUAUACCAUCCCCUGGGUAUAGUAAAAAUGAGUUUACAAAAAGUUGCUGUGGUUACAGGUGGAAACAAAGGCAUUGGAUAUGCAAUUGUCAAAGGUCUUUGUGAAAGAUUUAAUGGCAUUGUCUAUCUUACUGCUAGGGAUGCCAAUAGAGGGAAAUUAGCUGUAGCUCAGUUAGAAAAAGAAAACAAUCUAAAACCUGUGUUUCAUCAGUUGGAUAUCAAUGACCAAAACAGUGUUGAUUCAUUUAAAGAUUUUAUAAAAAAGGAGCAUGGAGGUUUAGAUUUAUUGAUUAAUAAUGCUGCCAUUGCAUUUAAGUCUGAUUCAACUGACCCAGUGGCUGUGCAAGCAAGAGAAACUGUAAGAGUAAAUUAUUUUGGAACACUAAGAGUUUGUGAAGCUCUGUUUCCUUUACUGAGAAACAAUGCAAAAGUAGUAAAUUUAUCUAGUUCAGCAGGACAUUUAUUUAGGAUCCCAUCUGAAGCUCUUAGACAAGAAUUUUCAAAAGGGGAUUUGACAGUACCAGAACUUACUAAGAUAAUGGAAAGAUUUGUAAAAUCAGCUGAAAACAAUAAGACGGUGGAAGAAGGUUGGGGAAGUUCCACAUAUGUAGUUUCAAAAGUUGGCGUAUCGGCAUUAACAAACAUUCAACAGCGAUUAUUUGAUGAAGAAAAGCCUAAUCGUAACAUAUCCAUCAAUUCAGUCCAUCCCGGUUAUGUAAAAACAGAUAUGACGUCUCAAAAAGGAGUUUUGUCUAUUGAAGAUGGAGCAAAAAGUACGUUGUUUGCAGCCUUGGAUGCUAACUUAAAAGGAAAAUAUAUUUGGCAAGAUUGUAAAGUCGUUGAUUGGUAUACUGAUAGUGUACCACGAAAAUAAUUAAUAAAAAUUAAACAAAGA